Paramecium primaurelia is the source of this 450-nucleotide messenger RNA. The record is from the annotation of a GenBank genome assembly. Lineage: Eukaryota; Ciliophora; Oligohymenophorea; Peniculida; Parameciidae.
AUGCCAGUAUCUGAAGAUUCAAUUGCUGAAACUGUAUUCUAAGCUAAUCGCAUUUGUUAAAAAAUUAGAUGUGAAAAAAGUAGAAUUGAAGAAAGUGAUCCUUUAGAAACUGAAAAAUUUUAUGGUAUUUCAAUAUGAUCUAUCUCAGUUACAUCUUCAUGGGUUUUAUUCAUUGUUGGAGUCAUAUUGUUUGUUUUGGGUUUUUCAUAUGAAGAUGUUAAAUCAACAUUGACAUUGCUUGGUACUAUUUUCAUUGUUUUACCUACACUAAUAUCAAUUAUUGUUGUUAUUAUUAGUAUAACAAAAUCACCUAAAUUAAUUGAUCUUGAAUAGGAAUGUACAAAUAAAUUAGGAGAGUUCUUUGAAGUUCAAACUCAAUAAUAUAGAAAGAAAGGAUUGUAAUGGUCAAUAGGUGAUUAAAUUUUGUGGAUUUAGUUGGAAAAAAUAUGA